AUGGCGUCGACAUUCACCGAGUCUGCCUUCCAGCUGCUACGCCGUGCCGCCGACGACGACAUCGACCCUGACGAGCCGGCCGAAGCGGGACAGAAGGAGAUAUUCUCGUCAUGGGCACUCUUCAUAUUGAUCAUGCUGCUGAUCGCGGCCCUGUUCACGAGUUAUAUCCUGCAGCAGAAAAAGAUCCAAGCUGUCAAUGAGACUGUCAUGUCCAUAUUUGCUGGCAUGGUGGUAGGCUUGACCAUACGAGUAACUCCAGGCACGGCGAUUCAGGACAGCGUCAGUUUCGACUACCAAUUCUUCUUCAAUCUACUCCUGCCGCCAAUCAUUCUUGCGUCCGGCUACGAGCUGCACCAGGCCAACUUCUUCCGCAACAUCGGCAGUAUUCUUACCUUCGCUUUCGCUGGCACAUUCAUAUCUGCCAUGUCACUCGGUCUCAUCUUGUGGGUGUGGACGCGUAUUCCCCUUGAUGGUCUAUCUGUCUCCUUUGUCGAGGCUAUCUCGGUGGGAGCCACCCUCUCGGCCACCGACCCCGUUACCAUCCUUUCCAUCUUCAACCACUAUAAAGUCGAGCCGAAGCUGUACACCGUCAUCUUCGGCGAAUCUAUUCUCAACGACGCCAUCGCCAUCGUCCUCUUCGAGACCGCCCAACGCUACAAACCCGGCGGUGCCGCGGGCAGCAAUCUGAGCAUCAUGUCCCUCUUCGAAGCCAUCGGCAUCUUCCUGCUCGUCUUCUUUGGCUCCCUCUUGAUCGGUGUCCUGGUUGGUAUCGGCACCGCACUGGCGCUCAAAUACACCCUGGUCCGACGUUUCCCGAAAAUCGAAUCCUGCCUCGUCGUUCUCAUCGCCUACGCCUCCUACUUCUUCUCCAAUGGCGUUCACAUGUCGGGCAUCGUCUCCCUCCUUUUCUGCGGCAUCACCUUGAAACAUUACGCCUACUACAAUAUGUCCCGUCGCACACAGCUCACCACCAAAUUUAUCUUCCAAAUCACCGCGCAACUGUCGGAAAAUUUCAUCUUCAUUUACCUAGGCCUCACACUAUUCACCGAGACAGACCUCGAGUUUAAACCCCUCUUCAUCCUCAUCGCCACCAUCGGCAUCUGCGCCGCUCGCUGGUUGGCCGUUUUCCCCCUGUCGAAGGCCAUCAACGCUGUCAUUCGACUGCGCGCCCGCCGCCAAGGUCGCCCCGAUGUCGCGGAUGAGUUGCCCUAUAACUAUCAAGCCAUGCUCUUUUGGGCCGGACUACGUGGAGCUGUUGGCGUCGCGCUCGCCGCCGGUCUGUCGGGCGAGAAUGGCCCCGCUUUGCGUGCCACAGUCCUUGUCGUCGUUGUGUUGACUGUCAUUAUCUUUGGCGGUACCACAGCCCGUAUGCUCGAGAUUCUAAGUAUUCGCACGGGUGUGGUCGAGGAGAUUGACAGCGAUGACGAGUUCGACAUCGAAACCGCCAACGGCGGCACAUACUACAAGCGCAACGGCGUGGCCUUUGGGCACAAUCCUCGCCACUCCAGUAACAUCGGUUUGGAGCACGUCAAUAAUGACCACGUGACUCCAAAGGGCGCCAACGGGACUGCAAGACGUCCUGGCAGAUUGGGGAGUCAGAGCAGGGGUUUCAGCAGCAGCAACAGACACAGUCCGCCAAUCAGGCCGGGCACAAGUCCCGCAGGGACGCAAAGGAAAAAUAGUAAGGGUAAGAUCACCACACAGCGGCAGCGAGAAGAGGAAACACAGCAUGGCCUCUUACUCGACUCCGGCAACGCAUCGUCCGACGAUGAAGGCUUGGACCUAGAUCUGCCGCCGAGCGCGCCACGGCACAUGAGUCCCAUGCCGAGUCUGGGCGACAGAAGUCGCUCUGCACCCGCGGCACACGGCGGUCAGGAUGACGGUGAUCUCGGCACUGGCGCCGGCCCAAGUGCUGCGGGUGUGGUGGCUGGCGGUGGUGGUGCUGGGGGCGGCGGUGUGGCAGGAGGUAUUAGGGAUAUGCUCCGCAACGCCGCGGCGGACCACACGGCGUGGUUCAAGCAGCUGGAUGAAGACUUCAUCAAGCCGACGCUGCUGCUGGAUCAGCACCAGGGCCAGGGGAGGGGAACGCCGGAUGGCACUGGAGGUGGUCAUGGGCCCUGA
Molecule: messenger RNA, 2121 nt
Organism: Cyphellophora europaea CBS 101466
Lineage: Eukaryota; Fungi; Ascomycota; Eurotiomycetes; Chaetothyriales; Cyphellophoraceae
Product: sodium/hydrogen exchanger 3
Exons: 5
Coding region: 1-2121 (706 amino acids)
Biological process (GO): vacuolar acidification; sodium ion transport; proton transmembrane transport
Cellular component (GO): late endosome; early endosome; fungal-type vacuole membrane
Molecular function (GO): sodium:proton antiporter activity
Source: RefSeq, a predicted model, not a curated record